Messenger RNA from Parnassius apollo (apollo), 264 nucleotides. Lineage: Eukaryota; Metazoa; Arthropoda; Insecta; Lepidoptera; Papilionidae. The record is from the annotation of a GenBank genome assembly.
AUGCAUCGACUUUUUGCUGAGCUGGAGCCAUCUGUAACCGUCACCGAGCAAAACCUGGCAGACCGAGUUCGGUAUAUCUUGCGCUCAAAUACAUUUGAUGUCACCGAACUCGAACGGCUACGACGUGAGGCUGUUCCUUCAUCGGGUGAAAAUGCUGCCGCUGAGAAUGCGGCACCACAACUUGCUGAGCAAACGGCAAAUGUGGAUGCCGUGAAUACGCCAGUUGUGGUUGAUUCAAACGAUGAUGGAACAGUUGCCCAGUAA